Messenger RNA from Cydia pomonella (codling moth), 3784 nucleotides. Its product is annotated as Fanconi anemia group J protein homolog. Bases 131 to 3001 code for a protein of 956 amino acids. Gene Ontology annotation, biological process: nucleotide-excision repair; double-strand break repair involved in meiotic recombination. Gene Ontology annotation, molecular function: hydrolase activity, acting on acid anhydrides, in phosphorus-containing anhydrides; DNA binding; ATP binding. Lineage: Eukaryota; Metazoa; Arthropoda; Insecta; Lepidoptera; Tortricidae. The record is from RefSeq and is a predicted model, not a curated record. Gene Ontology annotation, cellular component: nucleus. The transcript has 19 exons.
AAAUGAAAAGUAUCGUUUUCAAGUUCUAUGACAAUAUUCUUGUGAUACCAAAACGCUCUACUCUUACAAUAAGUGUACAUAUUAGCCGGUUUUUGUCCCCUGUAGUUUAGCCCGCAAAUUUAGCCGCGAAAUGUCUUCUCCGGUUGAGAUAUCCGACGAUGACGAUAGUUUUGAAGCCCCAGUACCCUCCAUGAGGAUAACAAGGUCAGCUGCUGCGAGUAACAAGCCAACCGUUAUGGAAAUAUCAAGUGAAGUCGAUUCAGAUAACACAAUAGAUUACAGUGACACAAACCUGAUCUCAGACGAUGAUUCAGAGCUUCCCGAGGUCACAUUAUCUUCAAAAAAGACCGCUGUGAUCAAAAACCUUUUCCCUAAAAGUGCUACAUCAGGAAUGUCCUCCAGCUCAAAAAUGCCUGUGUAUCUUAAACCCAAAGUACCAGGGUUUGAGAAGAUAAUUGGUGGUGUCCCUGUUCAUUUGCCGGUGGAACCUUAUGGUUGCCAAAUAGCGCUGAUGUUCAAGGUGAUAACAGCAAUCAACAAAGGUCAAAACUGCUUGUUGGAGAGUCCCACAGGCUCUGGGAAGACGCUGGCCCUGCUGUGUGCUGCCUUAGCCUGGCAGCAGCACAUGAGAAAUCGUACCGCCACAGAACUCGCGCAGAAGUUCCAGGAGUCGCAUCCCCAGUUGCGAGGGAAGGAGAACGUCGUCGAACAGAUCGCGUCGCCGAAAAAAAGCUAUGUCGACUUGGGAAAGCUCUUCAGCUUCAACAAACCCAGCUUCGGUGAGAAGAGCAUCUACGACAAGCCGUGCGACCUGGACCCCUCCAGCUCCGGAGUCAAGCGCAUGGAACCUCUCUCCCCAGACACAUUUGAAGAAUCAUCGACCAACGGUCUCGUAACCAUCCACAAGAAGCGGAAACUGAACACCUCCUUCGAUUCUGACUCCACGUCACCAGAUCUACCUUCUACUCCUGAAAAGACCACCAAACCGCCUGAACCCGAAACUCCUGAGCAAGUUCGACGGCUGUACAACCUCAUCACGUCCCUUCAAAUCCGGACCUCCAUGCUUGUUGAUUCCAGCAUUCCCACCAUCUACUACGGCGCGCGGACGCACAAGCAACUCCAGCAAGUCGUCAAGGAGUUCAAGAGGACGUUCUACUGUGGGGAGGCGAAGAUGACGAUCCUGGCGAGUCGGGAGUACGCCUGUAUCAGGGAGUUCGACCGGCAGCUGUGGAAGACGAAGAACGACAUGUGCAGGGGAUGUACCAAGACGCACACCGCCCCACCGGACGCCCCAACACAAACCGCCACCAACUGCAAACCCUUCGACAACCACAAGGCCCUCCACCACGGCUCCCUCCCAGAUGCCUUCGAUUUAGAAGAGCUGGUUGCCGUCGGGGAGUCUCUCGUAGCCUGUCCGUACUACGCGGCCCGCAGUAUGGCGGCCGCGGCGCAGAUCGUCUUCUGCCCGUACAACUACCUCAUCGAACCCGGCAUUAGGAGCAACAUGCAAAUAGACGUGCGCGACCAGAUCAUAAUAAUCGACGAGGCACACAAUAUCGAGGACAUCUGCCGCGACGCAGCCACACAAACAGUCACGAGGGACGAAAUACAAAUCGCGAUCAAGGAACUGGCUCAUGUAGCGGAUUACCGGUACGCGAACCAAGACGUGUUAAGUUACAUAGAUAUCCUGCUAAAAACGUUGAAAUUCUGGGACGAUUGGUUCGCUAACCAGCUGCCUCUGUUAACCAACAAGCCGAUAAACAACAACGAGGCUGUCCACACCUGGCAGGUCCAGCACUUCGUGCAGACUCUCAAGAACCACAACAUCGGCCUGGAACAUUUCAGCGAAUUUAGCGAAAGCGCUGAGAUAUUUUGUCGGCGACUACGCGAGGACCCGAGGACGUUGUACGGAGUGUCGCAAGCGACGGGCACACUUAUUGAAACCUUACAAAUGGUGCUAGGGUUCCUGUUCCGCCAGGACGCCAAGUAUUUGGACGACUUCGUGCCGGCGCUGGUUAAGACCGGGGGCGGAGAUGAACCGCGGUACUCGCAGUUCUCCCAACACACUCAAGACAAGGAAACGCUAUCACUCCGUCUCCUUUGCAUGAACCCAGCGGUGGUCUUCGAAGGUCUGAAGGAGGCCAAAUGUAUCAUUCUAGCAUCAGGGACCCUCACACCCCUAAUAAGUCUGCACUCCGAACUGGCUACAGAGUUCCCUCUGCAAGUCAGUCCCAACCACGUGAUACCUCCGGAUAGGGUGUGGAUAGGCUCUCUAUCAACUUGCCCUAAUGGCCGGCGCCUUGAGUGCAACAGUCGCGGAACUGACCAGCCAGAUAUACAGGACGGCCUCGGGCAGGCCAUAUUGUAUGUCUCACAGGUUACCCCAAGUGGCGUACUAUGUUUUCUGCCAUCCUACGCUUUAAUUAACAAGCUGGUAAAAAGAUGGAGAGAAACAGGGUUGUGGAUGAAACUGAGUCAAACGAAACGGGUCUUCGUUGAGUCCAGGAAUGUUAGAGAUCACAACGAUAUCAUGGAGGACUACUACAAGUACUCGGCGAGUGCCGAGGGCGCGCUGCUGUUCGCCGUGUACCGCGGCAAGGUGUCCGAGGGCAUGGACUUCAAAGAUCACCAGGCUCGAGCCGUCAUCACGAUCGGUGUGCCGUACCCGAACACAUUCGACAUGGCAGUUAAGGAGAAAAUGAAAUACAACGACAAAUACGCCGCGCAAAGACACCUGCUCUCCAGCCGAGAGUGGCUCCGAGUGCAAGCAUACAGGGCGUUGAACCAGGCGGUGGGGCGCUGCGUGCGGCACCGCGGCGACUGGGGCGCGGUGCUGCUGGUGGACGCGCGCUUCCAGGCUGCCUACUACACCGACCACCUCUCCAAGUGGGUCAAGGGCUUUCUGGGCAACAACCACCACACGUACGAGAGCCUGGUCAACAGCGACAACGGCCUGGAGAACUUCAUGCAAAGCAUGACGCAACGGGAUGAAGAAGACUGAACCGUUGUACGACACGCCCGUGUGCGGUGCGCCAUCGAGAACCUUGUCGGAACGUACAGUCACGUCUGAAAAUAUCGAUACGGAUAAAGUGCUAAAAAAUAUGUAUACACUACCCUAACACAUGGGCCAUAAAGUCGUGUAUAUAUAUUUUUGGCACUUCGAUCGUGUCGAUGUUUUCAGACGUGACUCCUGAAAUCCUUGGCGAUCAAAGUUAAAAUAAUUUUAAAGGCACGACAUUUUAAAGUUGAAAACACUUUACACGCCAAUGAUGUCACCAUUGUAAAUGAAUUCGAUCAAUUUUGCAGCUCGCUGUUAAUUUUUUUUUCGUUUUUUAGUGGCUGAAAUGGCGGGUCACAUUAUACUAUAUUGCGAUAGUUACAAUCCUGUAAAACCUAAGUGCCAUCUUAAAACACCUAUUUUAAAGUCAUAAUAAUAAAAUAAGAGUACUUGCGGUGACUUAGUGAAAAAGAAAUUGUCACCAUCCAUACUAAAAUGUCAAAAAGUGUUUUUUUACGCAAAUUAUUAAUGUAGAGUUGUUGAAUUGAACUCAAUAUGGUUUGAAGAAAAAAUAAUGCAACCUCUCCUGACGGAAGAGAUAAAGAGACGGUAAUUUGGUUUUUUUUUUUGGAGUGGAAGUUGUAUAGUGUGUGCUAUAUACACAUGUGUAUAUAGCAUAAAAAUAAUUGUCACUCAUUUUAUAAGAUGUAAAUAAGGUAGUAAUUAUAUCAUUGUAAUCAUUAAAUGAAGUUUUAAAGUGAACGAAUUAUUUUUAAACAUGUUUUA